CCACGCCCACUUCCGGCACCGCGGCCUCAGUAUGGCAGCUAUAGGUACUCUGCUUUUGAGUGUCCGGAGGCUGCACAGCAGCGUGGCGGCUCGGGCGGGCAGCCAGUGGCGACUCCAGCAGGGCCUGGCUGCCAACCCCUCCGGCUACGGGCCCCUUACCGAGCUCCCGGACUGGUCUUACGCGGAUGGCCGCCCUGCACCUCCAAUGAAAGGCCAGCUUCGAAGAAAAGCCCAAAGGGAGAAGUUUGCAAGACGAGUUGUACUGCUGUCACAGGAAAUGGAUGCUGGAUUACAGGCAUGGCAGCUUAGGCAGCAGGAGAAGUUGCAGGAAGAAGAAAGGAAGCAGAAAAAUGCUCUUAAACCCAAAGGGGCUCUCCUGCAGAACCCAUGACCAAGUCCAUAAAAGCAGUUCCUGUCUCCCUUUCCCAGCCUCUCUCUGGUUUUCUUCUCUAUCACCUCCAUGCCUCAUCCCAGCCAGGAGAGAGAGCCUUCACGUUGCCCAUCUAUCUUCAGAGCACAAGAGCUUGGACACUGGGAAGAACCGCCUGUCAGAUCACUGCCUGGAGGAGUUGGCCUAGUGCCCUCAUCCCUGGCCCCAUUCCAGUUCAGUGGAAUCCUGCUCUGGGAUACUUACCCCCUUUGCAGGCCAUAGGACUGGCCCAACUGUGAACAGUAGCUGCUCUGCGAAUAUGGAAAAGGGGUAGCAGCUCCCCUGGUUUUAGCUAGGCACUCAAGCCUUUAACAGCCCGUACACAGCUCAGGCUGAAUGCAGUUACUCAUUUAAUAAAUGUUUUGAUGGAAAAGGC
Leptonychotes weddellii (Weddell seal) is the source of this 806-nucleotide messenger RNA. It is a transcript of the gene MRPL52, whose product is annotated as mitochondrial ribosomal protein L52. Gene Ontology annotation, molecular function: structural constituent of ribosome. Gene Ontology annotation, cellular component: mitochondrial large ribosomal subunit. The record is from RefSeq and is a predicted model, not a curated record. Gene Ontology annotation, biological process: mitochondrial translation. NCBI's taxonomy places the organism in Eukaryota, Metazoa, Chordata, Mammalia, Carnivora, Phocidae.